AUGGAUCAUGUUACAAAAGGAAAGCCUGGUGCCUUUUUCAUAGAUGGUCCUGCUGGAACAGGAAAACUUUUUUAUAAAAUGCUCUAUGCAAAAAUCAGAUCAAUGAAUAAGAUUGUUUUACCAACAGCCACUUCAGGUAUUGCUGCAGCCAAUAUUCCUUCAGGUAGAACUGCACAUUCACGGUUUAAAAUCCCUUUAGAUCCUUUAGGGUCUCUUGCUUAUAAUGUUCCUAAGCAGGGAAGUCUAGCUGCACUUCUAAGGGAAACAACGUUGAUUAUUUGGGAUGAAGCUUAUAUGGCUAAAAAUGAGAAUAUCGAAUCCCUCGACUCACUACUCAGAGGUAUUUGUAGUUCAAGUGAAUUAUUUGGAGGCAAAAUAGUAGUUUUUGGUGGGGAUUUUAGACAAGUUCUUCCUAUUAUUCCACGCAAAACACAGCAAGAGGCAGUUACUGCGAGUUUAGUCACUUCUGCUCUAUGGCCACAGUUGCUGAAGUUCAGGCUUAAUGAAAACUUAAGAGCUAAAGAUGAUCCUGAAUAUGCCGCUUAUUUGUUGGCAUUGGGAAAUGGUGAAUUGCAAAACACCGAGGAUGCGUUUGUUGAGCUGCCACUGGAAAUUGUUAAGCCUUGUUAUAAUGGAGAAGCUGAUGAUGUACAUCUAACAGCUGUAGCAUUUCCAGAAUAUUUUUACUACAAGAGCUAUACUAACACCGAUGAAUGA
Chenopodium quinoa (quinoa) is the source of this 717-nucleotide messenger RNA. RefSeq names its product ATP-dependent DNA helicase PIF5-like. Gene Ontology annotation, molecular function: DNA helicase activity. The record is from RefSeq and is a predicted model, not a curated record. Gene Ontology annotation, biological process: DNA repair; telomere maintenance. The transcript has a single exon. The coding region runs from base 1 to 717 and encodes 238 amino acids. Lineage: Eukaryota; Viridiplantae; Streptophyta; Magnoliopsida; Caryophyllales; Amaranthaceae.